GCCUCUGAAUUCAAGUUCGGUAUUCAACGAUCCUCCAUGUGGCAGUUCAUAGGUCGAAAGGUUUCGUUCAGUUUGACUAUGGACAUUCCCGAGUCGACACCACUACAAGCCAAGAUCAAACUUCUACCUAAUGGCACGGCUAAACUACGACUGACACAAGUUAAAUUCGCCUUAGUGAGCGAAUACCUUAACGCCAGCAUCAACACAACAACAUUGAUUUCGUCAGCUAGCGAAGGUUUAAAAGAUAUUGCACUGAUUGACCUUGGUGAUGUUACGAGAAUCCCAACUGACAGUAGCACUCAGAUUAAGAUCGAUUUCGAAGUGCAGUUGUUGAGUCACGUACAUAUUAUUAACGGCGGUGUGCAGUGGGUUAGUGUAGGGGUUCAGUACAUAAACCAGUCUGUCUGGGCAGCACAGUUAGCACUCAAAACCAUCCAAUCAGCGGUCAGCAGGCCUGAUUUGAUGAUUUCAUUUUGGUCUCAUAGUGGAUGUAUGAGCGAUACGUUUGACAAGUAUGUGUACCGGUUUUUAUUAGUUUUCAACGUUAUCUGAAUAGAGUUUAAAGUUUUGCUCGUAGUUUAAAUUUACUGGAUAGCUGAAUCUACACAAAUCGUUUUGUUGUUGUUGUUGUUUUGUAAUGUAUUUUUGCUUUCUUCGAAAUAUAGAGGUGAAGUUAUUUAUCGCCUUAUCCUAUCUCAUUCGGACUUGACCACAGAAGAAGUAGCAAGCGGGAUGAUCGAAUGGCCUUUGCCUCCUGUUCUUCGACUAAAAACCUGGAACAAAGUUGAUGCGUCUAUUAAUGUGGAACUGGUCAAUGAAACAGACAGGGUCACUAUCAAGGUAAGAGAGAAUAAUUAUGAAUAUAAAGGUUUUUUAUCUUAACACUGUAUUUAUCACGGAGAAGAUGCUGGCUUUUGGUCUCACCGCGUUUUCUCUGUUGCUUCUCCAGUUUGGACAAUUCAACUUUUCGGAUACCAUCGACCUUGAAGUAACAUUUAAUCUUGAUUUACACAAAACACACGCCGACGGAAAAUUCCAUGAUUUAACAACGUACGUUAUUGUCAAGUAUAACGGCUCCCUGAACACAUGCAGCUCAUUUUCUGGUUCUCGUGAAUUCACCUUUGACGGGCCAGCGACGACUUCUAUCACAUAUUAUGUUCCGAGUAAGUUAGAAGAUACAAGUUCUUUUAAAGGUCGAGUUUUCUCGGUAGGGUACAUGUAGAAGCCCUUACUAAAUUUCCCUCUUCCAUUUGUAGAAUUACCCUGUGACCUGCCGCUAGGCAUGAUGGAUGGUAGCAUUACUAAUGCCCAGAUAACCGCCUCGUCCCAUACCACCGGCUGGGAGCCUAACCAGGGCAGACUCAAUAGCUCAAGAGCUUGGAUACCUUGGAUGUUACUUGCGUAAGUUACAAUAAUAAUAAUAAUAUUAUUAAUAUAAUACAAUGUAAACAAAUGGUAUGAGACUCAGCCCCAGAGUGUGUUGAAGACGGAUAAGAUCGAAGUGUUGUGGGACUUCAACAUACAGCGCGGCCACACUGUUAGACACAAUAGAGGCUAGAAGACCGGAUAUUGUGGUUGUGGGGAAGGAGGAUACAGUCUGUAAAAUAAUAGAUGUUGCCGUACCAGCUCAUUGCAGAGUCACCUCAAAAGAAAGUGGAAAAAUUGAGAAGUAUCAAGAUCUCAAGCGUGAGACACUGACACUGACACUGAGGUGAACAAUUGUUUUAGUAUAUACUAAAACAGUGAGAUAAUUGAGCCCAAAAAUGAUGAUUUUUAACUCAUUUACUGUUGCCUGCAAGGAUUACAAUUUUGGCGCGCAAUUUCCUCAAAAGGAGUUGUGAAUUCUUUUUGUAUUUAAAAUCAUUUUGUAAAAAGGAUUAUUAGAUUUAGUUUUAAGCUUAUUUAUGAACAAGUCAACUAAAAAAAAGUAACGCAAGACUUAAAGCUUAAUUUGCAUUUGUAAACAACAAAACUUUUUCGCCGGUUUUAUCGAUAAAUUCAAGUCAAAAAGACAAAGCUUUACCUGUGAAAACUUCCACCCCGAGCUUCGUCACUUUCUUCUUGUAUUUCGGAAACAGCUUGCUUGAUUAGUUGUGAAAUUUCUUUGUUUGUUACGGCAGCAAACCGGGAAGGCAUUUUGCAACUUACGCGAGUUUGGCGUCUCUCGCUCGGAGGAACUAGAGGUGAAUCAGUGAAUAGUGCAGGAUAUUCACUGAUUGAGAAGCCAAUCAGAGCGCGCGAAAAACACUAUCCACUGUUUUAGUAUAUACUAAAUUGUAAUAAUGAUGAUACUGAUAACAAAAAUAAUAACAAUAAUAAUAAUAAUAAUAAUAAUAAUAAUAAUAAUAUGCUACCUACAUCAUGAAGGCACAAGAGGCCAUGAAAUUCUUUCACAAGUCUUCAAAGGGUUUAAUUCAUCUCAUUUCAUCAGCAAUUUUGUUAAAAUGCGUCAUUAAAUCCCCGUCUUUCAUUUACAAGUUUCUUCUUCUCGAACUUUCCCUUACAGGAAUAGUCCAUCCACCUAACUGGCUAACAGGCCCCCUUGAUGCAUGGAUUAUCUUUGCUAAUGUUUCGCUUUUCUUUUCAGGAAAGACAAACACCAGUACCUGGAGGUUAAUUUUAACACCAAGGUUAAAAUUAUUCGUCUAACCACAAAAGGUCUUGGAGAGAGCUUUGUUACAUCAAUAUCUUUAUUUUACAGCGAUGAUGGAGUUAUUUUCAAACCGCUCAAGCAAGGUAGCAAGACAAAGGUACAGCCGACUUGAUUUUGAGGACCUUUGUAAUAAAAAUAUUAUUAGCGUAAAAGACAAUAUUGUUUUAACUAAAUGAAGACCCUUAUAUCGCCUAACCAUCUUUAAGCUUAGUGAUUAGGGAGGGAAACAAGAUCAGAACAAAUGUUAUUAUUAUUAUUUUGUUAUUACUUUUAUUAUACAUUUUUUUUUGUUUUGUUUCUUCAUUUGUGGCGGAAUAGUUGAUGAGAAAAGCAAAAAAACAUCUCACCCAAUACGAUGUCUUUAUGGUUGGUCAAUUAAGAAAUGAGCGGAAUUUUGUCACCUAGCAGGUUUACAUUGAAAUAUUUAGCAGAUUCUUGUUUGAUGGAGUUGUAUGACGUCAUAACUUCAAAAAGCCGCCAUCUUGGAUUCUAGAAAGUUAGAGAAACGCAUAUACGUUAAAUUAAUACCGAAAAAAAAAAAUACCAUUUGAUGCCAUAGGAUCUACUGGCCAACAUUAAUGGCGAUUGUGAGGCUGUGAUCAUUCUUCCAGUGCCAUUUGAAGCGGUGUUUGUUCGUAUUAAUCCAACCGCCUGGCAAAACAGCAUUGCCCUGAAAGUUGAGUUUUAUGGAUGCAAACUAAAUCAGCCUGUUCUUUCAAGUAUGUAUUGCAACGUGUAAUUGUUUAUGACUGAGAAAAUAGACGUAUUUUGUAUAUUUAUCUAAAAAAACAUCACGUUUACAGGCAUGGUGUUGGGAGUUUAGAGUAAUCAUUACAACUAUGAGAGGGCUAUAAAUAAAUCAGACAAAAUAAAAAUUCGCUAAAAUUCGCUACUUUCAUACUGAUUCACACGAACAUACUCUGUUUAGGACCAAGGUGUCAAAUUUUGAACAGCAGUCUUUCAAAUUUAUCCUCGAAAUUAUAGUCGUUAAAAGAGAAAUAAUAAAGAAAAACGUUUUCUUAAAUUAUAUGAUUGAAGAAACUUUUAAAUAAUUUUUUAUGCCUAAUUUUCCGUAGAAAAAAGUCACAAUUUGCUCGAAAUGACUAAACACCUUACAACGAUUUCUUCUUGCCUUUGAAGUCUAAUAGAGUUAAGAAGAGUAACGGCAUAGAAAUAAUAGUUUUUCGAACUUAGGACUUUGUUGGCAUUUUCAAAACGAGCAAGAAAACAGUAGCCUCUUGUUACAAGUUCAGCGUGUUGGUGCAAAUUGGAGGUUGGCAUAUUACUACCGUGAUACUCGUAGGACUCUACAUCACCUUCUAACUUUAUUUGUAUCAUGGCGUUUAUGACCAGGUGAAUUUCAUUCUGACAUAGAGCUUAUAAUCGCUCGCAACGGCAGCGUCUCAAUCCCCCUACGGUGGCCUAAAUCUACACCAACAACUCAGUUGAUAAAAGUGAUUUUUCUCAGUAGUAGAGGGAUUUGUAGAUAGUCAUUAGAGGAUUACGGUGCUAAAAGAAUAUCUCACUGCCAUUUUGUACUAGCUAAUAUUUGGAAAGAAAGCCUUAUUUUUGUUUUCACUUUGUUCUUCCUUAUUACCCUACUGAUCUCAAUAUUUUUUGUAUAUUUACUGUUUGUGGCGUUAGUCAUCUUUUAACUCUAUUAAGAGCUGUGUUCUAUUCUAUUCCAUCUUAUACGUUGAAAUUUGAUUCACAUAUAUAUAAUCUGCACUUUUUUCGACAACAAAUUGUACACAAAUUGAAGAUCUUUUAAUCUAGGAUUUUAAAAUUAGUCGUAAUUAGUUUAUUGCAAAACAAAUGGAAAACAGUUUUCCCCCAAAAAACUCAGUAUUUUGCGGGCACCACAACAGUAAACCCAGCCUGUCAAUCUUCCUUCUGCAAUUUAGAACUUUUGAUUAUCAAUUUAUCAAGCCCAAAUGAAUGACUGAGAUUAAUUUAAUUUAUGCAGGUCCCUUGAACUUUACCGGUCGUGGAUAUUACCUGGACAAAACUAGCGACACCAUGUACAUUUGUAGUUUGUCAAUGGAAUGGUGAGAUCUUCACGCUACUAAUUAGACGGCGAGUGUAAUCGUCCUCUUUUCCCGUUUAGCCAAACCCCUUAAGUUCCAAGAAGAACGACAGACCAUAAUUCCUUUCCAACAAAAUCAGUACAGAAUUUUAUGCGAGUUAAUAAUUAACAUGAUGAUGACGGGACAGUGCGUUGAUCUUUUGUUAAAUUCUCAGAUAUUUUGUCAAAUUUAAAGAAAUGCAUGGAGGAGUCCAUGGAGAUCAGUUUUAAGAAAUUUCUAUGCUGCUAUAUAUAUUGGUGCUUAAAAGGGGAAAUGUGUUGGUCGUCCAUGAGCGACAAGAACAAGCCCGGUGCCUCCAGUUUCUUAUUAAUAACCUGAUUAGAAUUGAUCUUAGGAAAAAGAAAAAAAAAAUAACGGCAAGCAGACUAGCUGGAAGCGAAUUUUGUGACGUCACAGUUGAAAAGCUUAUAAGCUUAUACUUUAUUUGCUAGCAGGUUUUAAGCUUUGUCGUACCGAUAAGGUAUCGUGCAAGUUAAAGUUUAGUAAUUACCUUGCAACUAGUUUUAUCGUACAUUUUUCAGCAAUGAGCAUUCGCCCAAAUGCUUCUUUAGCAAAGGCAAGGGUGCUUCAUGGACAGGUAUAUCGAUCGCUAUCCUAUACAUUUUGUAAAUUAUUAUCAUUAUUAUUAUUAUUAUUAUUAUUAUUAUUGUUAUUAUAUUGUUGUUGUUACUGUUGCGGUUACUUUUGUUGUCCAUUGUUUACGCCAUCGAAAUCAUUCGAUAGAAAAAGUCCAAAAUCGAGAAAUUUAGAUUAUCUUGAGAAGUUUCUUACCUAAAUUUAUAGAAUUUGUAUGGAGACGCCCGUGCUGGUGUCCUCAACUGUAGCACAAGGAAAUGAUCACAGGCUGAAAAUCAAUAUUUCUAGUGUUGAUGAGGAGCAACUCUACAUUUGUAGUUUGGUUACUAGCGGGCCAUGUUUUACAACAUCAAAGGCCUUGCGUAGAUCUAAAAAUAUCGCACCAGUGUAUAAGCCUUGAUCCAUUGCCUCGAGCCGGUCAAGUUUUUUUUUUGUCAGGUUCAUUGGUACUGAUCUUAAUGCCCCCCAUUACCACCGGAAUCACCUUUGUCAUUACAUCCUACAAUUUUCAAACUUCUUUCGCAAGAUCUUGAUAUUUCUCAACAAUUUCUCUUCCUUUUUUCUCACCCGUCCAUUCUCUGGAAUUGCCACAUCUAUAAUUUGACAGCUCUUUUCGCUCUUGUUAACGAUCAGCAAAUCCGAACUCCUGGCCCUGAGUUCAUGGUCUGUUCGGGUACUGAAGUCCCACAAAAAGUUAUAAUCGUCAUUUUCAAGCGUACUUUAUCAGGGACAUGGCCUGAUAAAUUUCAUUGGGCUCAAACCCACACUUUCCUGCCAGAUCCUAAUAGAUCGCCCUAGCCACGUUGCUCUAGCCACGUUGUCAUGUCUCCUCUUGUAUUCUUUUUGUGCCAUUAUUAAGAUUAUGUUUAUGAUUGUUAUUUCCUAUCAUUAUCAAUAUCAUUAUCAUCAUCAUUAUCAUCAUCAUCAUCAUCAUCAUCAUCAUCAUCAUCAUCAUUAUCGCUAUCGUUAUUGUUAUCGUUAUCUUUAUUAAUAAACAAUUUUCCUCUAUGACCUCAGCGAGAAAAGUCAAUUUUUUAGGUUUAACAGCUCACGCCAUUACAUUUAAGAAGAAGGAGUUUUGGGUGGAAUUCAGGCGCUUCUGACUUUCCUUCUUUAAUUUGCCUUUAAAACCUGAAAAACUUUGUUUUCAGUUGUUUUUUUUUUCAUCUUUUUAGCCAUGCAUCAUGGUAUAAUUUCCAUCCUUGGCCAUAACACGCUGGAAAACAUUUUGUACGUAGUAAGCGCUAAUGGAAAAGCCAUUUUGAAAGGCACUACAGAUUAUUCGGCAAAGUUCAUAGCUGUUCCCCUGAACGACUGGGACAUCGUUAAAGUCAAGGGAACCACGAAUCUUGCGGUUAUGAUUGGAGAUGUUUUGAUUAUCAAUGACACCAACGUGGCACCACUACCUGAGCAUACAGUAAUUUCAACCAGCGGCACCAAGUGGGGAGGUACGUGUUUCUGUUAAGAUAUUUUCAUUUCUUUUCCUCAUUAGCAUUAGCUUGUCGCUUUCUAAUAUUGAAUCAAAUAGGCCAUUUGAAACGAUGGUGUCAUUUUGCUACUACGACCACGAUCUUCCAGGGUUUGGCUUUCUUGUGCAAAUUAAAGGCUUUGUUAUUCAAAGCUCAGUGGGAUUAACAUAUAGAUUUAGCCAGGGCUAAAAGUGAAGCUCCCGUUAAUAAAUUCAUAAUUCAAAUCAAACAAUAAACUUGUAAUCCACAGAUCAGGGCACAUUCAUUUGACUUUUGAGGCAAAGGCUAAGUGAUUUUAGAGAAAAAUAGUUUGUCAGACCAAGAGUGAAACAGCUUUUACAUCGAGUUAUUAAAUAGUCUUAUUUGUACACCCAAAAAUAGCAAUCAUGUUCGAUCACAGUAGAUUAGGCCUGGAAAACAAAUAGACCUACCUAUUCGUGUAUUGUAUUUGCAUUAGCUGUUGCAUCAUAAUGUGGCAUUCACCAGUCUCUCCAACAUUGCUCCGUUUGAGAGACUAGGGAUAAUUGGACAACCCCGAAAUAUAAUUUUAAGAAAGACACGUGCCACGAUAGUCCUUGGUGGCAGCCAAUUUACACGUUGCAUUCCUCUGUCUUAAAGAGAGGCCAAAAUAAAAAAUCAGGCCGGAUUUUUUGUGUUCGACAAGUUAAGUUUACUAGUAAAUCUUGGCGACGAAUCUGGUGGCGUGUAAACCAGCCUUUUAAACAUACUUUUUCUCAUUUCGUCUCAGGUAAACAGUACUGUGAGGCCCUUUUUUUAUCAUACAGACCUCGGACAGAAUUUGUUCUUUUUUGCCCUAUUUAAACCUAUAAUUCUGCAGUUUUUCACAAUUUUGCAAGAGAAUUUACACUCAUUCAAUAUCCACGACGAUCAAAGCACGCGCUUCCUUUGCACAACAAAUGAUAGCAUUAAAUUAAAAAACGUUUUCAUGAGGAGAAUUCUAUAAUGCCGGGACUUUUCAGUUAGAAAAAUCUGGUCCUAUGUGAUAUGCAGGGUAAUAAUUAUGGGAUUUUAAUGAAAACGAUAAAAAAAAUUCCCGAAAUCACUUUUCGGCCAGCCGGACGGGCCUCACUUUUGACAGGCACCAAAUUUGCAGUGCGAUUAAUAGAGUUACCAUUUACGCUUCAACAUGAUAGAUAAAUUGUUAUGUUUAGGUUUUAUUUCCCUUUAUUUAUUAAACUGUGUAUGGUUUUGUUAUGUGUCAUCUUUAAAAGCGAGUGAUAUUUACGCGCGGCGUUUUGAGUAUUCCUGCAUGCGAUGUUUAUGUUCGACUGGAAACAACCGGUGCAGCGAUAAAAAUUGCGAGAGAGACUACUAACAAUCAAAAAAAUAAAUAUAAUUCGAUGAAACAUGUACAGAGACAAUAAUUUUCAUUCACGAAGAGAAGUAUUGAAAGUAAAGUGUCUCUGAAAAUCAUGAGUCAGGUAAGCAUAAGCCUAUUUAUGUUUUAAGCCGGCUUCCCGGUGGCUCUUUUUCAAGAUGAACUCGAGGCAAGAAAAUCGCUCAGAGCUUUCUGUUUACAGCCAAAAUCAUAACUAAAUAAUCUUCGGAACCUUUUCUUUGAAUUUGUGGUCAAAAAAUGUCUAAAGGCUUUUUAAACCUGAUAUUAUUGUAGGUUAGAACAUAACUCGUGUAUCAACUUACGCCGCAUAAACCAUACGUUCGACUUCAGGAAAACCGAAAAAAAAAAACACAUCAAAGACAAUAAUUGCUCAGGCUUACCAGUCGAGAUGCUGCUUCUGAAGGUCAUCAAGUGUUCCAGAAUCGCUUGAGACUUUUCAACCCUCUUACGCCUCAAGCAAGGGCAAGUGAGUAAGCUCAUUUUUGAAAACGAUGCCAAAUCGAAAUCGGAUUUCCAGUGACUUUGACAAGCGGUGCAUUUGUCAACAAAAAGCGCAAUAAAAAAACCAUGAAUUACAGAACAAUCUUGAUAGCAGCUGUAUUUCAUUUUGUACACCAAGUAGAAAAAGACAGUUUAAAGCAUCACAAGAUGACACAAAACUCUGUCAGCUCCAGCUAUCAGUAAGCAAGUUUCCAGACGCUGCAUAAAUUUUCCGCAUGAACUCACCUGUCAAAUUUUGACCAAUCAGAACAUAAAAAUUGGACGUAGAGCGUGAUCAACACGUGACAGUGAGAAAAGUCAAAAGUGAUUGCCUUCCCUGCAUGUAAAUGUAAAAGCCGGUUGAAUUUUCGCGUCCGAGGUCAGUUCGAAAUCAACAUUUUAAAAGUGCGGCUCAUGAACACGACUUAUUUCAUAUGCAUUUUUAAAAAAUUGAACUUGAGCCUGCGAUAAUUGAAAAGUAGCAACUUGUCAGCGGAUACACUCGAACUCAGUGGGUCGAUACCUGAGCCCGCGAUAGGGUCAGGCGAUACUGGUCAGCAGAAACACUAUUUUGACAGCUGUCGAUUAAUCAAAACAUGGUUGUACAAUAUCAGGUUGCAGGCUCCCAAACUAGCUAGAAAGUGUGAGAUUAAACAUUGGUAUGCCUGUGGUGCGGACAAACGGAAGGUGGGGUGGUCGGUUUACGGUCACGUGAUUGCCGAAUUUUCUAAGAUGGAUAGAUUUUCUAAGCUAUGAGGCUUCGAAUUGAGCCCGUGAUCAAAAAAAUAUCAGCGCACAACUUUAAACACUACGUGACCUCAAUGGAUAGACAAAUGAGCCCGCGAUACACUCAGGUGAUGAUGGUCAGCGUAUACUCUAGUUUGACAGCUGUCAAUUAACCUUCAUUAGAAUGGCGAGUAUUCGAAUUAACAGACUACGAGUGUGAGUAAGGCAUAUCCGUCCGGCAUGUAGUGGAAAAUGCCAGAUCGUGUACCUGAGCGAACCCGAGCCCACGUUAUUAGUUUUCUGAUAGUGGUCUGCACAUGUCCCAUUUUGACAGCUGUCAACUGACCUUAAUUUGGCUUGCCAAUAUAACUUUAAACGACUGUCAGCCAACUGACAGCCUUGCCCGGCGUAGUUUCGUUUUUGUGUUGAAUUGGUAAGUGAGACAUAUUAUAUCAGCUUAUAUGUCGGGGCAAAACGACUGGUCUUUCAUCUAAGCCCGCGAGAUAGUCAUGUGAUAAUUGUCAGCGGAUGUCUGAUUUUGACAGCUGUCAAUCUAAUCGUACUCAUACGGGUGGCUUAUAUAACUAAGAGGCUAGUCAAGUUGUGCAAGAUCUAUUGUGACAUUGGACAUCUGCUUACUUGAAGAGUGGGUAUGGGUGCGCGGGCGGGCGGGCGGGCGUACGCUACGUCAUAACCAAAUUUUCUCGGAUGGAUAGUUUACCAAAUUGUCGUACCCAUGGUGCUCCGCUGCGCGCGCGCUUCGCGCGCGAGGAGCUCCGCUAUCAAAUUUAAAUAUGACAGAAAAAACGAAAUGAAUUCUGAUCUUAGUAGCGGAGCUCCACCCGCGCGCAAAGCGCGCGCGUGGACGGAGCCCCAUACCUAAGGAAAUGUGGUAAUCUACCCAUUGGAGAAAAUUUGUUAAUCACGUGACCGUACGCCCGACCGUCCGUCCGCACCACAGGGAAACCAAUGUUUACUCUCUCACUUUCUAGCUAGUUUGGGAGCUCAAGAGAAAGGCUAAUUGCACAUCAAUGUUGUGAUCAAUUGACAGCUGUCAAAACAGGAUAUCCACUGACCAGUAUCACCUGACCGUACCGCGGGCUCAAGUGUCGACCCAUCGAAGUCGAGUACUUUUUUGAAGUUAUCCGCUGACAAAUUAAUAGUUUCAAAUGAUCGCAGGUUCAAGUUCUUUUUUUUCCCAUGAUUCAUACGAAAUGUGUUGUGUUUUUGUCACUUUGGCCCCGCACUGUCAAGAUUUUGAUUUCAAACUCACCUCAGACGCGAAAACUCAGCCAGCUUUUUAAAAAUACAGGCGGGAAGACCUUUUCUUACCAUGGUCACGCGUUGGUCACGCUCUAUGUCCAAUUUUUGUACUCUGAUUGGUCAAAAUUUGACAGGUGAUUUCAUGCCGAAAAUUUACACAGCAUCUUGAAAGUUGUUUACUUUGACAGCUGAAGCUGACAGAGUUUUGUGUCAACUUGUGAUGUUUUUAACUGUCUUUUUCCACUGGAUGUACAAAAUGAAAUACAGCUACUAACAAGAGUCUUCUGUUACCCAUGGCUGGUUUGUUUAUUGGGUUUUUGGUUGAGAAAUGCGUCCCUUGUCAAAAUUGGGUAUAUCCGAUUUCGGAUGGCAUCGUUUUUGUUUUUCACCUUGCUUAAUGCGUAAGAGGGUUUAAAAGUCUCAAGCAACUGUGGCCUUCCUUGAUAUCUUUCAGGAACUGAAACUCGAAUGGUAAGCCUGAGUAAUAAUUGUAUUUGAUGUUUGUUUUUGUUAUAUUUAAUUUCAUGAAGUCGAGCACAGUUUAUGCGGCAGGUUUUUGCACGUUUGUAAGAUUUGAGUCAAUGAUCUGACCUAGUAUCAGGUUUGAUGUAAGAUUACAGAACUUUAAAAGGCCUUCAGAUAUAUUUUCUCCCGGCAAAUAGAAAGAAAACGUUUGGAAGAAUAUUUAGUUAUAAAUUUCGCUGUAGAAAGAAAACUUUGAGCGAUUUUCUUGCUUCGAGGAGUUCAUCGUUGAAAAAGCAAACACCGGGAGGCCGGCUGAAGAAGUAAAACAAAAUAAACUUAACCUUAAGCUUAAAGACUCAGGAUUUUUAAAGACCCGUUAAUACUUGUCUUCGCGAAUGAAAAUUGUUGUCUCUGUAAAUGUUUCCCCCGAAUUAUAAUUCAUUUAUUGAUUGUUAGUAGUCUCUCUUGCAAUUUUGAUCGCUUGUCCGUGGCGUUUGUUUUCAUCGUUCAUGAACAUCGCUUAUAGGAGUACAUGUCGCGUGUAUCAAACGCUUUAUAAGACUACACAUCGUUAUAACUGAAACCAUUAAAUAACAAAAAAUAAUGAUAUUAAAUUUGUGAUUAUGUUGAAGCGUAUCUCUGUUAAAGUUCAUUCAAACACUCGACCAUCACUGACAGCUCGCACUAGAAAUGAGAACCGGCUGGCCGUAUGGGUGAUUUUGGAAGUUUUUUGAACGGUUUCGCUAAAAGCCCACGAUUUGUCGUCCUGAACAUUGAUUGAGUACAAUUUGUCUUGAAAAAUUGUGAAAUACCGUAGAUACUGUCCGAGGUCUGUAUGAUAAAUAGGUACUGUUUCACCUCAGAUGUGAUGUAUAAAAAGUAUAAAAGGUUGGUUUACACACCCUCAGAUUUGUGGCAAGAAUUUGCAAAGUAAACCUAUCGAACGCAAAAAAAUUCGGCCUGAUUUGUUUUCCAAGAAUUUGUUCUCGAGGCCUAAUUUACAGUGGUCAAGAGCCAUUGAAUAUGAUCGAAGUUGUUUGCUAAUUUUUGGGUGUACAUAUUUAGGCUAUCAACUCGAUGUAAAAUGUUUCACUCCAAAAUAACUUAUCCUUUCCCUCAAAAGUCACAUAAAUCAAUGUGCUCUUAAGUUAACUGACUUGUGGAUUACAAGUUUAUUGUUUAAUUUAAAAUAUAAAUUUAUUGAUGGGAGCUUCGCUUUUAGCCCUGGCUAAAUCUAUAUAUUAGUAAAACAACGUCAUCGUGCAAAUGGCCGAUAAGCACAAUUUUUAUUGACUGAAAAUUCGGUCAGAUAUUCGAAAUAAUUUUUGUUCUAAAGGGUUAAUAACAAAAACGUUUACAUGCAAGGAGCUAAACCUGGGCCAGAUUCGAUAUUUAGGGAGAUAAGGCUAAAUCAAGAACUAUUUAUUUAUGAACUUACCUAAAAAAAAUCAUUUGGGGAAUAAGGAAAAGAAUUUGUAGCAUGCAAAAUAGCAUACAGCAAUCGUUUAUCUGAAUGGUGUUAAAACAAUGAGAUUUUACCAAGUCUCAAAACCUCUAUUCCUCUAGAAGUGUCAUGUAGAGUGGACAAUGUUCCCCAGUUUAAGAGUCUCACUAGCAUUACAACUAUAACACUAUAUCUUUACUUGCCUUAUUUUGAAGUGUCUGCGAAAGGUAUUCACGUGGAGGAAUCACUACAGUGGAAACUAAAAGCAACUUGGAGAUGCUACGGUUCGUAA
This is a messenger RNA of Porites lobata, 12815 nucleotides long. The record is from the annotation of a GenBank genome assembly. Lineage: Eukaryota; Metazoa; Cnidaria; Anthozoa; Scleractinia; Poritidae.